This is a messenger RNA of Myodes glareolus (Bank vole), 2833 nucleotides long. It is a transcript of the gene Evx1, whose product is annotated as even-skipped homeobox 1. Gene Ontology annotation, cellular component: nucleus. The record is from RefSeq and is a predicted model, not a curated record. Gene Ontology annotation, biological process: regulation of transcription by RNA polymerase II. Gene Ontology annotation, molecular function: DNA-binding transcription factor activity, RNA polymerase II-specific; RNA polymerase II cis-regulatory region sequence-specific DNA binding. Lineage: Eukaryota; Metazoa; Chordata; Mammalia; Rodentia; Cricetidae.
CUCCUUUCAUCUUCGCUGUGGCAGACGUUUCUAUUUAUCCACUUGCGUUCGCCGAGUGGCGUCACCAGCGGUACUGUAAUGACGAUUGCAGCAGGAGGAUGACAGCUUAGAAAGAAGAGGGCAAUGGGGCUUCCUCCCAGAGGCGGUGCGGCACAGAGGAGCGCUCGCAUCACAAGGUGACCCUAGCUCCCCACUGCCAUCUCAGCGGUCGCCGUAGACAAGGCGCUGGGGCUACUUGGCGCCCGCCUAGUCUCCUGGCCUCCUUAGCUCCUUUUCUCAGCCAAGAUCCUAGGGAGCCUGGGGUUAGGAGCUUACUUGGGGGCCUUCCCCCUCCCCUCUCCGGAGAGCCCGGGGAUGGAGAGCCGAAAGGACAUGGUUAUGUUUCUGGAUGGGGGUCAGCUUGGCACUCUGGUUGGUAAAAGGGUCUCUAAUUUGUCCGAAGCCGUGAGCAGCCCACUGCCUGAACCGCCAGAGAAGAUGGUGCCCCACGGUUGCCUGAGCCCGCGAGCCGGUCCUCCGUCUGCCCGGGAGCGUGGCGGGGGAGGCCCGGAGGAGGAACCGGUAGAUGGACUAGCAGGCAGUGCUGCAGGGCUGGGCGCCGAGCCACGGUCUGCCGGAGCCGCCGUGCUUGGCCCGGGACCCCCAGUCUCCUCCGCGGACAGCCUUUCUGGCCAAGGGCAACCCAGUAGCUCAGACACCGAAUCGGAUUUCUAUGAAGAAAUCGAGGUGAGCUGCACCCCGGACUGCGCCACCGGGAACGCCGAGUACCAGCACAGCAAAGGGUCGGGCUCUGAUGCGCUGGGCGGCAGUCCCAACAGUGGCAGCGAGGUGCCCAAAAGCAGCGGUGGCAGCGGCAGUAGCGGCUCACAAGGCACCCUGGCCUGCAGCGCCAGUGACCAGAUGCGCCGAUACCGCACUGCCUUCACCCGGGAGCAGAUUGCGCGGCUGGAGAAAGAGUUCUACAGAGAGAACUACGUAUCAAGGCCGAGAAGAUGCGAGUUGGCAGCAGCCCUAAACCUUCCUGAAACUACCAUCAAGGUGUGGUUUCAGAACCGACGCAUGAAGGACAAGCGUCAGCGGCUCGCCAUGACGUGGCCGCACCCGGCCGACCCCGCCUUCUACACGUACAUGAUGAGCCACGCGGCGGCCGCGGGCGGCCUGCCCUAUCCCUUCCCGUCGCACCUGCCCCUGCCCUACUACUCGCCCGUGGGUCUGGGUGCAGCGUCCGCGGCCUCGGCUGCCGCUUCGCCCUUCAGCGGCCCGCUGCGUCCGCUUGACACGUUCCGCGUGCUGUCGCAGCCCUACCCGCGACCCGAACUGCUGUGCGCCUUCCGCCACCCACCGCUCUACCCCGGCCCGGCGCACGGACUGGGCGCCUCGGCCGGCGGCCCCUGCUCCUGCCUUGCCUGCCACAGCAGCCCGGCCAAUGGGCUGGCACCUCGGGCCGCUGCAGCCUCGGACUUCACUUGUGCCUCCACCUCCCGCUCGGACUCCUUCCUCACGUUCGCCCCCUCCGUGCUCAGCAAGGCCUCCUCCGUGUCAUUGGACCAGAGAGAGGAGGUGCCCCUCACCAGAUAAGGGGUCGCCCUCGGGCUGCUGGCUGCAGGACGCCAUGGGGGUGGGGUGGGGGCCCUUCGGGACUCCUCCAGCGUCCCACCUGCCAACCCUCUUCCCGACUGCAGAGGGGGAAAGGAGAGGGCACCACAAAGAACUCGGCCUAGAGGAUCCAGGAGCCCCGGAAGUGGCAUUGGCCAUCUGCUUCGGAGCAGGAAUGGGGUGGGAAAGCAGAGGUUGUGGGAGCUUCCUCUGGGGAGGCCGGUCUUUGCCAUUCUCCACCAAAACCACAGCGCUGUCAGAGGUGGAGGCCUUGGUUCAACAGCUAAACAAAACUCAGCAGCAACAACCCACCCCCACGCCCCUCAUACCCUGUACCUGGGCCCCCACUCUCCUGUCAAGGGCAAGCUUUGAAAAGGGAAAUCGCUGUCUCUUGGAACAAAAUGCUGUGUAUGCAGAGCAGGUAGAGAUUAAUCUUCAGGAGCUUUUCCAAAGCGUGGCAGGGAGCUUGUUGAUGGCAACACACCAGCCAUUUAGGGGAGAGAUGAUUUACUGCUAGGGAGAAUUGUGCCCCUUGGCAAGGAACCUGGGGCUGAUUCACCUUCCUGGAGCCUCAAUUGCCCAGCAUCUUUCUGUUCUAGCCUCUGCCAGCCCCUGACCACUUUCCGCAUUCCUGCCUUUGUGACAUCUCUCUACUUGCCACUCCAGCCUUCUCCCUUUCUGUUUCAGGUUGCAGGAAAGCUGCAGGGGCUCCAAGGUCCCUCGGAGACAAACCUCUUCUCUCUUAACCCAGCACACACCCUGAUGAGCAAGUGAUGUGCGAGGAGGGUUUUUGAAUGUUGAAUGUAUGUACAAUAAUGAUCGGCACUCUGCUGGGCAACCAAACCCAGAGCUGAGCUGUUCUAACAAGGCACCCUGGGAAGAUCUUAGGGAACGGAGACUUUUAUAUCCUCUCAUUGUCUCCCCACAUUGCGACAGGGCCUUGGCUUUCAGCUGCCCGUAGAAACCUCCAGCACUUCUGGAGGACCCUGUCUCCACCCUUCACUGGGGUUUAUUUGGGAGCCACCCACGGACUCCUGUACUCAUCCUUUUAGCCAGCAUUUGAGGAAAAGGACAACUUUAAUCACCCAGUGCAAGCUUCACCCCACUGGGAGGGAGUGGUUCUUCCUGUAGGGCAUGAAUUUGGUUUGGUCUGGGGUUUUCCUUUGCAGCCCAAAGAAUUUGCUGUUAUGAUUUGUUAACCAUAUUGCAAUAAAAGCUGAACACGAUUCUUACUUUA